CGGCCCCGGAAGCGGAAGCGCGGAGGGGCCGGAGCCGGCGGCGGGCAGAUGGCGGAGUGCGGGCCCCAGCCCCCCGGGGGUGGGAGCGGGGCUGCGGGGGCGCCGAGCCGGCAUGAGAAGAGCCUGGGGCUGCUGACCACCAAGUUCGUGUCGCUGCUGCAGGAGGCCAAGGACGGCGUGCUCGACCUUAAGCUGGCUGCAGAUACCUUGGCUGUGCGACAGAAGCGACGGAUCUACGAUAUCACAAAUGUCCUGGAAGGCAUCGGGUUGAUCGAGAAGAAAUCCAAGAACAGCAUCCAAUGGAAAGGGGUGGGUCCUGGCUGCAACACGCGUGAAAUAGCUCACAAACUUAUCGAGCUGAAGGCAGACAUAGAGGACCUGGAGCAGCGGGAACAGGAACUGGAGCAGCAGAAGAUGUGGGUUCAGCAGAGCAUCAAAAACGUUACAGAAGAUGUGCAGAACAGUCGAUUAGCGUAUGUGACACAUGAAGAUAUCUGCAAGUGCUUCACAGGAGACACCCUCCUUGCUAUUCGAGCCCCAUCAGGCACCCGUUUGGAGGUUCCCAUCCCUGAGGGCCUAAAUGGACAGAAGAAGUAUCAGAUCCAUCUGAAGAGCACAAGUGGUCCCAUUGAUGUUCUCUUAGUAAACAAAGAUGCUUGGAGCUCUCCUCCUGUCGUACUACCUGUCCCUCCCCCUGAAGACCUCAUUCAGUGCCAGGCAGUUGCACCCUCAAAACCGCCGAUACCACCGCUCACACACUUCCAGGAGGCAUCCGUUCCCAGCAGCACCCAGCCCUCUACACCGACACCUACCAGCACUCAGGACCAUAGCCCUCCCGCGCAGAAAGUCACAAGCACAGAAUGCGGUGUCGCAGCGGCAGAGUCCAAGAGCAGUGGCAACUUUGACCCCCUCGGCAAUGCGUCCGCAUCGGCCAGCCAGCCAGCCGGGUUAGAUACACAGCCACUGCAGUCCUCUGCCUCGCUGGACAGCAGCUCCGUCCUACCCAGCCCCUCUACCUCCUUUGAGCCGAUCAAGCCCGACCCCACAGGAAUACUGGAACUUCCCAAAGAGCUGUCAGAGAUGUUUGAUCCAACGAGAGAAUGUAUGAACUCCGAGCUGCUGGAAGAGCUGAUGUCAUCUGAAGUGUUUGCUCCAUUGCUCCGCCUCUCCCCUCCACCUGGAGAUCAUGACUACAUCUAUAACCUGGAUGAGAGUGAAGGCGUCUGUGACCUCUUUGACGUGCCUGUCCUCAACCUCUGACUUCUCAGUGCGGCUGUGAGCCUUGCAAACACAGACCGUUUUGUAACUCUUUGGAAAGUGUCUAUUUUUGGAUUCCUUUUGUGCUAGAGCUCGAUGAGUGAGCGAUUCAGAGAUGCUCUCGUAUGGACUCAGAACCAAGAGAUGUGGACUUGCAGGCCGGGAGCCUCCCUGUAGCUGCUUCCUCUUCCUCUGUUGCACGUGCAAGGUGCAUGUGCAACUUGCUCCGCCGUAUCUCUCUCUCCACUGGAUCCUGGGCCUCACUUCAAAGGGUCUGUGUUUUGAGUGUUCCCAGUUCACCUGUAGAGUUUGCCCAUGUGCCUCUCCGAGCUUCCUCAAAUCUGCAUGCCUUGGUUUUUCCUGCACUCCUAGAGGCACUUUGCACCUCCUAGGUACCAGCUGCUACAAGGAGCCCUAAUAUCGUGGUCAGUUCACAAGCCCGGAGGUAGUUAGCUAGAUUUCUCAAUGUGAGCAGUUCAGAUUGGGGUGGUUAUAUUUCUGAAUGACAACGACAGGGGAAGAGGGUGGAAAGGUACCAAAGUGUCCAUUUCUUCCAGUGACUCAAGACCAAGCUAGUAUGUUUUGCAAGAAAAAGCACUUUUUUUAGCCAGCUGUGCCUCCUAGUGGGACUCAGGAGUUGAGCAUUCCUAGUAGGACCCAGGAGCUGAGUCUUUCCCUGCUUGUGCAUCAGCAGGAAUGCUGGUUGUGUGUUCAGCAGUCUGCUGAUGCAUGAGCCCAGGGGCUCUGGCUCUUUGUACAGCAGCUGUGCUGUUUCUACAGGGCUAAAGAAGAGGUGCCAGUAUGUUGGGUUUUUUUAUUUUAUUUUUUUAUUUGUUUUUGCCUGAGUGAAGAGAUGUUUGAAAGGGUAAGACUGCUCAAGCUGGUGCCUGUAAGGUACUCCAGGUACAUCAGAGCCUGCUCAUAUUUGCAAAUAGCUGUCUUCUCCAACCAUUGCACUUGAGCUUUCAACUGUCUAAAAGGCGACCAAGCAGUAACAAUUCAGUAGUACUGUGCUGUGACAAGUUAUGUAGGUGUUGUCAAAAUAGUGCUUACCCCCCCCCCCUUUUUUUUGUCUCAGCAUCUGCUCAGGAUCAGGCUUUCUGUAUAUUUGAAUUUGCUCCUCUAGUAUCCAUACCCACACUCCCAAUUCCUGAUCCUGUGGCAGGUUGCUACCCAGUGUGAUGCUUUCUCUGCAUCAUUUUUCUGCAAGAUUUUCUUCAUUGCUUUUUUCGUACCUUCUUCCAUUGUAAUGGAAAGUCUGCUGUUGGGUUUGUUACGAUGAUCAGGUGGUACCAGUCUUGGAUCCUUGUGCAGUUUAGUUGGAGUAAAAUGCCCUGAUGGAUCUGUGUUGUAUUUUGCAAGCCCCGACUUUGGUUUUCGGUCAGAUCCUGUAUUGGAGUGUCUUCAGUUUUGCACGUCUUCCUGCUGAUGUGGUAGUAGCAGCUGUCCUGCCUUUCCUGCUCUGCAAACUACCGAAGAGAGCGCCAGGCCAGGAGUGUGGCUGGCCAUUGCAGACAGGUAGCUUGCAGCCAGCCAUGUAACCAGUUGAUGUUUAACUUCUCCGCUUAGCUGCUCACCGCCUGUGAACCACACAGCCAGCUGGAGCACCAGGAAUAUGGGAUGUAAAGUCUUCAAUUGUUGGAGCCCGCAGAAGUGAGGAGAGUAUAUGCUUGGGAUGUGGAUCCCUGAGGUGGCUCCUUGGGCCAUCCUGUUCUGUGUGGGACUCCUCGAGAAGAGCCAUCCCUCUCUGCAGCCCUGAAGCACCGGCGUCCUCUUUGGGAAAAGCCUGAAGAAUUCAGGAGGAACAACGGGACGGUCUCCAGUGUGGCAGCGGGCAGCUGCUGCCGGCGAGACAGCGGUGCCGUGGGACCCUGCAGGGGGGUGAACUUCCAGCCCGCAUGCAGCUAGUCCACGAACCUUCCCUCCUCAGCAAGGAAGCUGACCGACAUCCCUCGGUCCUGCGCGCGCGUUAGGCUCCGUGGCUUUGGUGUAGCUCGAGCUCUCCGUGUACUGCCUGGCCCUCGCCCUCCUCCCGAGUGUUCAUGUUUGCCACCACCAGUUAGACGACCUUUGGAAAAGGACACCUAGAGAAAAAUUUACAGUCGCGAAUGAACUUUUGAUUCAUAUAUAAAGAUUAUUUUUAUACUUUUUUUGCAAGGAAAGAAAAAAAU
Messenger RNA from Haliaeetus leucocephalus (bald eagle), 3428 nucleotides. RefSeq names its product E2F transcription factor 4, p107/p130-binding (gene E2F4). Gene Ontology annotation, molecular function: protein dimerization activity; DNA-binding transcription factor activity, RNA polymerase II-specific; RNA polymerase II cis-regulatory region sequence-specific DNA binding. Gene Ontology annotation, biological process: regulation of transcription by RNA polymerase II. The record is from RefSeq and is a predicted model, not a curated record. The transcript is spliced from 10 exons. NCBI's taxonomy places the organism in Eukaryota, Metazoa, Chordata, Aves, Accipitriformes, Accipitridae. The coding region runs from base 49 to 1260 and encodes 403 amino acids. Gene Ontology annotation, cellular component: RNA polymerase II transcription regulator complex.